AUGUCGUCUUCUACUAGCCCAUCUACUGCGCCAUUGGCCAAGUACGCUGAGACAACAGAGUCCUCCCGUCCACAUCAGAGCAAUAUUGGUAGGAACAAUGAAUAUGCCCCAGGUCUGAUUCCUAAUGGAGGCGAAUUGUCUCCCCCUGUCAUCGGCUAUCAUGCCCCCAAGGUCUCAACCCUCCUCCAAGGCGCCAUCAGAGAACCAACCGAUGUAACCAAGAAAAGGAAAACUAGAUCAUCGGUUGUGAGCACCUUGACUCUAGCUCCAAAGAAAAAGGCCAAGUCUAAGAAAACCAAGCCAACCGACGACAUGCCUGCUUUGGAUCCAUCCAUUGAACAAGCUGUGGAUGAAAAAGAUAUUGAGGAUGAUGUUGAUCAGGCUGCAGCCGAAGUGAACAAUGUCGGCUUCUUCUUCCUAAAACCAGCGGUGAACGUGACACCGGAGGAGCUCUCCAGUGUGAUGGCGGGCAACCUGGAGUCAUGCUUCCACCUAAGCCAGCUGGUGCACCCUCUCCUCAAGGCCUCCGGCAAGGGCAACAUCGUCAAUAUCUCUGGCAUAUCGACUGUUACCGGAUUCCCAACUCUCCCCAUCUGUGUCUUCUCAACUGCAAAAGGAGCAAUGAAUCAAAUUACCAAGAGCCUAGCUGUUGAAUGGGCAAGCGACAAGAUCCGUGUGAACUGCAUCGCGCCGGGCAUCAUCGAUACACCCCUUGGUGAUGAUGGUGUUAGCGGGACGGACUUCAUACAAGACGACAUCGCACGAACGCCGAUGCGGCGUGUAGGCAAGCCGGAGGAGGUCUCAUCGCUGGUGGCGUUCCUCUGCAUGCCAGCGGCGGCAUACAUCACCGGCCAAAUCAUUUGCGUCGACGGUGGCCGCACCCUAUCUUAG
Messenger RNA from Oryza sativa Japonica Group (Japanese rice), 891 nucleotides. RefSeq names its product noroxomaritidine/norcraugsodine reductase. Lineage: Eukaryota; Viridiplantae; Streptophyta; Magnoliopsida; Poales; Poaceae. The record is from RefSeq and is a predicted model, not a curated record. Gene Ontology annotation, molecular function: oxidoreductase activity.